GUUCCUCCUCCUUCCUCUCACAGAGCAUCUUGGUUCAAAGACGUGUGACUUCUGCAUUGAACUCGUCAGACAGCAGACUGCACUGAAGAAGAAACACUCUCAAUGUGGUGAGUGUCAUGGCAGACCAGUCUGUUAGGAUGGUGACAGCCAUCGUGUUGCAGAGUGUCUUCUUCCUCUCAGGUGAUUCUGCGUCUUGUUAUGACUCUAGAGCUCUAUUCAUGACUGCACCAAAAGAGAUGGAAGCACUGACUGGAUCUUGUUUGCAAAUUCCAUGUAACUUCAGCGUUAAAUCAGGAUCAGAAUUCAACAGCGCAACAACAACCUUUGGAUUGUGGAUUAAAAAUGGUCCUUUCUUAGGCAAAUCUCCCAGUCAGGUGAUUUUCAACAGUAGUGGGACAGUUUCCACAUAUCCGAUGAAUUUUACAGGAGACCUGAGUCAGAAAAACUGCACCACUUUGUUUUCUAGUUUAAAGACAACAUACACAGGCAAAUACUACUUAAGGGUUGAGAACCGACCAUUUCGAGCAACAGCUGAAUGUGAUUCUCUUCAAAUAACAGUUAAAGAUUCUCCUCCAAAGCCCAGCAUUGAGAUCCCAGGUGAUCUGAAGGAGAAGGAGUCUGUCUCUAUAAGCUGCUCAGCUUCCACUCCCUGUCCACACUCUCCUCCUCAACUCACCUGGAACCUCCAACCAGACUCUCACAACAUGAUGGAGGAAAACACAGAUGGAACCUUCACAAGUAAAAUCCAGAAGAGCAUCACUCUGUCACAUGAACAUGAUGGAUUCAUCAUCACCUGUUCUGCCAGAUAUCCUGUGAAUGAAGGAAAAGGUGUGAAGACGUCAGAGGAGACAAAGACUCUCAGUGUUUCAUAUGCUCCCAAGAAAACCUCAGUGUGCAUCAGUCCAUCAGGUCUGGUGUCAGCAGGUAGCUGGGUGAUCCUGACCUGCUCCAGCAGAGCCAAGCCUCCUGUGAGCUUCACCUGGUUCAAGACCAGCAGAGAUGGACCAAUCAAUGUAUCUGAAGGAGACUUUUACAGAUUUAAUGUCACUGAUGGAGGAGUUUAUUACUGUGUGGCCACCAAUCAGCUUGGUGAUCAAACAUCAUCAGAGAUCCAUCAGACUAUAGGAGAUUCUCCUCCAAAGCCCAGCAUUGAGAUCCCAGGUGAUCUGAAGGAGAAGGAGUCUGUCUCUAUAAGCUGCUCAGCUUCCACUCCCUGUCCACACUCUCCUCCUCAACUCACCUGGAACCUCCAACCAGACUCUCACAACAUGACGGAGGAAAACACAGAUGGAACCUUCACAACUAAAAUCCAGAAGAACAUCACUCUGUCACAUGAACAUGAUGGAUUCAUCAUCACCUGUUCUGCCAGAUAUCCUGUGAAUGAAGGAAAAGGUGUGAAGACGUCAGAGGAGACAAAGACUCUCAGUGUUUCAUAUGCUCCCAAGAACACCUCAGCGUCCAUCAGUCCAUCAGGUCUGGUGUCAGCAGGUAGCUGGGUGAACCUGACCUGCUCCAGCAGAGCCAAGCCUCCUGUGAGCCGCUUCACCUGGUUCAAGACCUGCAGAGAUGGACCAAUCAAAGUAUCUGAAGGAGCCUUUUACAGAUUUAAUGUCACUGAUGGAGGAGUUUAUUACUGUGUGGCCACCAAUCAGCUUGGUAAUCAAACAUCCUCAGAGAUCCAUCUGAGUAUUACAGGUGGAGUUCUUUAUCUACUAUUGGGUUCAGUUCUUGGAGGAAUCAUUGGGAUCAUCGUGCUCAUCGGCCUGGUUGUCUUUGUUUGGCGUUUGAAGUCACCACAUCCAACUGCACAUCAGAGUCAGAAUCAGACUGUUGGAGAGACAGUGACAACAGAAGAAGGAGGCGUCCACUAUGGAGAGAUUAACUUCUCGAGGCUCGGACCUGGACCGUCCUCUGUCCCUGAGCAGGACAGUGGACAGCAGCAGGACACGCUGUAUGCGCAGGUCAAAGUGUCCCAGACAGCAGACAACGUCACACGGUGGGCUGACGUCCCAGAGGAUCUCUACGCUCAAGUGAAGACAACAUGAGCCUUUUCCUCUGGUUACAUUUGGGUUUCAUUCUUAAUUUUCUUUUUAAAAUAAUAACAAGCUUCAUCUGUUAAUUCAUGUGGAGAAAGAAUCCACCUUCACUUCUCCAUUAAUUACAGUAAAGGGGAUCUUCAAACCUCCAAACUCUUCAGCUCAGAUAGUUUUAAAAUCGUCUUCAUACUUUUGACACAUUGAUGAUUUGAUCAGUACAAAUAAAACACUGUGCUGUUCAUAUAUCAACAUGUGCUAUAAGAUUUUAUCUUUAUUUAUCCUUGUGGAAGUUUUUUCUUUGUAUUAUUAUAAACGCUUCUUUAAAUAUCCUUUAUUGAGAUAUUCCGUUGUUUUUUUUGUUUUGUUUUUUACAUAUUUAGCAUCAACCACAUUUUAUUGUACGAUUUCUUCUUAAAAGAACAAUCUACUGAAUUUUAAUAUUAAUUUCAACAUAAUAAAUAUAUGACCGUCUCGGUUGCAUUU
This is a messenger RNA of Pungitius pungitius (ninespine stickleback), 2519 nucleotides long. RefSeq names its product B-cell receptor CD22-like. The record is from RefSeq and is a predicted model, not a curated record. The transcript has 10 exons. The coding region runs from base 117 to 2045 and encodes 642 amino acids. Lineage: Eukaryota; Metazoa; Chordata; Actinopteri; Perciformes; Gasterosteidae.